This is a messenger RNA of Trichosurus vulpecula (common brushtail), 1495 nucleotides long. It is a transcript of the gene NAPG, whose product is annotated as NSF attachment protein gamma. NCBI's taxonomy places the organism in Eukaryota, Metazoa, Chordata, Mammalia, Diprotodontia, Phalangeridae. Gene Ontology annotation, molecular function: soluble NSF attachment protein activity; syntaxin binding. Gene Ontology annotation, cellular component: SNARE complex; vacuolar membrane. Gene Ontology annotation, biological process: intracellular protein transport. The transcript is spliced from 12 exons. The record is from RefSeq and is a predicted model, not a curated record. The coding region runs from base 181 to 1143 and encodes 320 amino acids.
UGCGACCCUACUAGACUCCGCUCUCGCCGCCAUCAUCGCCGGGUUUGAACCCUCCACCCCACCGUAGCCAGAUUGCUGGUUAGGCCACUCGGUCUUUCUUUUUUUCUUUCAAAUCUCCCCGUCCCCGGCUUCAAGCUGGAGUCCUUUGCAGCGGCAGGAAGAGGGAGUCCCCUCCGCAGUAUGCGAGCCGAGACUGCGGAGAUGGCAGCGCAGAAGAUCAACGAAGGGCUGGAGCAUAUCGCCAAAGCAGAGAAAUACCUGAAAACUGGUUUUUUAAAAUGGAAGCCAGAUUAUGACAGUGCGGCAACUGAAUAUGGGAAAGCAGCUGUUGCUUUUAAAAAUGCUAAACAGUUUGAUCGAGCCAAAGAAGCCUGUCUAAGAGAAGCUGCUGCACAUGAGAAUAAUAGGGCCCUUUUUCAUGCAGCCAAGGCUUAUGAACAAGCUGGCAUGAUGUUGAAGGAGAUGCAGAAAUUACCUGAAGCUGUUCAUUUGAUUGAGAAGGCCAGUAUGAUGUAUCUGGAGAAUGGGACGCCUGACACAGCAGCCAUGGCCUUGGAACGGGCAGGAAAACUUAUAGAAAAUGUGAACCCUGAAAAGGCUGUACAGUUAUAUCAACAGACAGCUAAUGUAUUUGAGAAUGAAGAACGCCUACGACAAGCAGUUGAAUUACUAGGAAAAGCCUCUCGACUUUUAGUACGAGGACGUAGAUUUGAUGAGGCUGCACUUUCCAUUCAGAAGGAAAAGAAUAUCUAUAAGGAAAUUGAAAAUUAUCCAACGUGUUAUAAGAAAACAAUUGCCCAAGUCUUAGUUCAUCUACACAGAAAUGACUAUGUAGCUGCAGAAAGAUGUGUCAGAGAGAGCUAUAGCAUACCAGGAUUCAACGGAAGUGAAGACUGCACUGCCCUGGAACAACUUUUAGAAGGGUACGACCAGCAAGACCAAGAUCAAGUUUCAGAGGUCUGCAAUUCUCCACUUUUUAAGUACAUGGACAAUGAUUAUGCCAAGUUGGGCUUAAGUUUGGUGGUCCCAGGAGGAGGAAUCAAGAAGAAAUCACCAGCAACCCCACAGGCCAAAAGUGAAGGUGCAGAAGCCACAGCUGCUGGUGAUGAAGAAGAGGAUGAAUAUGCAGGAGGACUGUGCUAGUUAUUAACAUGCAUACUCUCAGGGUAGGGGUUGGGGAGAAAAUCUGAUGUGCUCUUUUGUGGAUAUUGAGUGUACCCAAAUUCUUAACCCUUCUCUGUAGUCCUGAAUUGGAACAACAAUAUAGAAGCUCCAUAUUUUGAGCUACUGUACCAAAAAAUUGCCUCAUUAUCCCAUACCUUCUGUGAAUCACUAGUUUAUUCCUUCCUUGGUAAAAGUUUGUCCAGAGUACCAGCUUCAAUUUUCUUCCUUUGAGGCCAGUUUCUUACUGAUUGUCUCACUGAGCCCUGUCUUUUUUUUUUUUUUGACGGGGGAAGGCAGGGCAGUUGGGGUUAAAUGACUUGCCCAAGGUCAC